CAUCAAUAAGUUCCAUCGUCGCAAAGGCACAGCCAAAUGAACCCAUCGUUCAGUCGGUUGAUUGACGAAUGAGAAACAAAAACUACAGAGCCGUACCAUCUGUGGAGCACGCUAAUAACAUCUGUUGUACACAAUGCCUCUGCCUGUGACGUCGCCUCCACCAAUGGAGGAUCAGGCGAGGUUCGACCAGAUCAUGAAGCAUGGUCACCAGGAUCUUGUCCAGGCUGUAGCUUUCAACAGCUACGGAGACAGGUGCACAACAGGCUCGGUGGACGGAAAAAUCCGCGUCUUCAACCGACAUCAAGACGGCAUCUGGAGGCAUUGUGACAACUGGACCGCUCAUGGUGGAGAAAUCUUGGAGUUACAGUGGCUCCCGCCAACUAUAUAUCCCAACCUCCUGGCCUCCCUUGGCAUCGAUGGUCGCUUCAAGCUCUGGGCCGAGGAUGCUGCUGCAGCCCCAGGGCGACGCUUCAGUCAUCGCCACAAGGAAAACGCCAGGGCUGCUUAUGAGCACCGGUCCAGAGGCGGCGGUGGCUCCUACCGCUCAUUUUCCAUCCGUCACAACGACGAGACGCGCCAUUCUCACUUGGCACUUUUGGCAUCCGAUGGCCAACUGGAAGUCUUUGAAAACGAGCUGCCAGAAAAUCUGACCGACUGGAAUCCCAUAGCCCGUUUUAAUGUCUGUUCCAGGCCCACACGCGGCGAGGAGGUCUCGUUUCGCGUCCGCUUCGAUCCAAACCCUGAUCCAUGUUAUACCGCACUGCGUGCUGGUGCUCCCACAGACUCCCUCGGGCUCGUGGUCGCGGCGAUGGAUACUGUGCACAUUUAUCGGUCCCGAGAAGCGAUUGGGAACCCUUCGGGUCCUGCGGGAGCCUCCGCGGUAAGGGAGUUUUACCUCGCUGCUGAGGUCCAGGGCCAUCGCGGGCUGGUUCGGGAUGUCGCGUGGGCGCCUGGCAACAUCCGGGGCUACGACAUCAUAGCAUCAGCCUGCCAGGAUGGCUUUGUGAGGGUUAUGCGUCUGGAAACACCAUUCGACCCGAAUGAUGGAAAGACUUGGUCUGAGCACGACUUGGUCAAAGGGGGCGCUGGCAGCAACGCUUACGAAUCAAAGUCGAACACGCAUUCUCGCACCGGAACUGCCUCUGAGAAUUCCCCUCAUGCAUCUGGGAAUCACCACCAAUUUCAGCAAAGCCACCCAGGCCAUACACCAAACGUCCCGCAGGCUAAAUCCAUGUUGGGCUCGGAGUUGGCCAUAUCCAGUGCCCACGACCAGCGGCCCAUGACUGGACUACCUGGCGAAGUCACACACCAGGUGCACGUGCUAUCGAAGCUUGACAGCCAUCGAACACCAGUCUGGCGCGUUGGAUUCGACGAUGAUGGUCAAAUUCUGGGCAGUGUCGGGGACGAAGGGCGACUUUUACUGUAUCGGCAGACACCAGAUGGAUCUUGGGCGAAGAGCUCUGAGCUUGCCAUGAUCAAGAUGAAGAUGGCCACGCCCUGAAAUGAAAAGUCGAAGUAAACUUGCAUCAAGACAGCGCAACUGGUAACGUUGACAACUUAACUGUCGUACUACGUCACACUAUACUCAAUUACAGUGGUAUGCAGCAAUUUGAUGCCGUCGCUCUUAUCAAACAUGACAAGGGCAAAGACUUGCAUGGACUCAAAGCAUCAUGGUUUCUCUGACAGGAUUUAUCAUGUUGUGCUACUAUGCUAUUCUCAACAUCAGAGUACACCAACAUAACUUUUGACGGUGCCAACACUCCUACCUCUUGAGAAACAAAAUCGGGCUUGCGGUUCAACAGCUCCUCGUCCUGCCCUAACUGGUACAGGCCAAGUUGGCUUGUUGUCAGGCUUACAAAGCAGCGACAACACCAAGGAAUCCAAUGGCGGCAACUGCGCCCGCCACAAAGUUUGUCUCCCGCGGUCCUGACCCGGAUUUGGUGACGGAGGCAGCCGAGCCAGUGGGGUUGCUAGAGCUGUCGCCGGCACUGGCCGUUGCGGCUGUGGCACUACCUGAUCCCGCAUCGGUCGCACGCCCAGUGGUAGUAGCUGCGCCAGAAGAGCCCUUGGUGGCAGUGGAAGAUGCACCGUUUGAGCUAUCUUUGCCAGUGCAGACGGGCAAGUCGCCGGCAUAGGAACUGAGCUUGGGACAUUGCGACAGCACCGAGUUAAUAGCGGCGCUGUUGCUCGAGUACCAGCUACGAAUAGUGCUUGUGUAUGCGUUGAACUUAUCCGAUACCGAGGCGGCAACAGUGAUUGAGCAUGCGUUGGUCUGGUAGGCACGGUUAGGAGAUGUCAGCAACGUCAUGUAACGCACCACGGCCUCAAUGGGGAAUAUGUCGGAGGCAUACCUCGGUAUUGGAGGCAAGAGCAGACAAUAUAUCGGCACCAGGUGUCGGCAAAGUCUUGGAAAUAGACAUCAGGCUCGCCAGACAAGGGUCAUUGAUACUUGGUAGCGAGGGGCUCGCAGUCUCGCGAGCUGCACCCUCACGUCUGACGACGGCAUGGCCCGGGAAGAGGUUGAGUUCGGCCGACAUGACGCCCGUCGCCGCGGCAAUCAUGAACAGGACUGUGUUGGAAUGCAUUGUCUCGUCGAUUGUAUGUUGGUCGAGUGAUGCUAUUGUUCGUUUUUUUUUCCCUGGCAAAUGAAUUGAGUGACCUUGGCCCCUUCGGAGAGGAACCUUCCCUUCGCUUCGGAACGGGUUGAACAAUGCCUCUUAUAUCUUCCCGGGCGAGGUCUCCUGAGACUACAGGCAAGCCAUUUCCCCAUCUGGAUCUAAAUGGCAAUGGAUUCAAAUCACGAUGGUGGCAAAACUAUGCCAUCUAGCGGUUUACUAGCUGAUUUUGAAUCACAAUUUUGCGAGGCUACUACAACAACGAUUUCGUUCCUUUCUUACCCGAGCAGGCCGAAAUCCUGGAUAGUGCCAGCCGCUACCAAGUUUCGACUCGUAAUCGAGGCCAUGGUAGUAAGGGCAGCCUAUUGAGAGGUGACGCGCCACCGGAUUACGAACACAGAUGUUGCCCCUUUCUACUAAGAAAAAAAGGGGGGGAACACACUUGGCUUUAGGCUAACGCUCUGGGGACGGCGCGUCUCUAGGAAUGUCACCAAUAAUAUUACCUCCAAAGCAAAUCCACUAAUAGCCUUAGACUAAAAUCGCCCAUUGUCACAUCAGAUGGACAUUUGAAGGAGCCGCAUUCACAAAUUAAGCUUUUUGUAUUAAAUGACGUAGAAAGCUUGUCAUCACUUCACCCACACCAAUGUCGUGCACUUAACCCAACACCUUAACCAGGGCCUCGCCUAGUGCCUUCGCACUAGCCGGGUUCUGACCGGUAAUGAGCUUGCCGUCGACCACGACCUUCUCUCCCCAUGGCUCGUCAGCCUUGACGAAGGAUGCGCCGCUGGCCUUGACUUUGUCCUCCAGCAGGAAAGGCAUGUAGUCGACGAGCUGCAUGAUCUCCUCCUCCUUGUUGGUGAAGCCGGUAACGGUCUUGCCCUUGACCAGGUACUCGCCGGUGGACAACUUCACGUCGGCCAGGACGAUCGGGGCGUGACAGACGGCGGCGACGG
Messenger RNA from Pyricularia oryzae 70-15, 3568 nucleotides. RefSeq names its product nuclear pore complex subunit. Gene Ontology annotation, cellular component: nuclear pore outer ring; Seh1-associated complex. Lineage: Eukaryota; Fungi; Ascomycota; Sordariomycetes; Magnaporthales; Pyriculariaceae. The transcript has a single exon. The record is from RefSeq and is a predicted model, not a curated record. Gene Ontology annotation, biological process: positive regulation of TORC1 signaling; cellular response to amino acid starvation. Bases 134 to 1501 code for a protein of 455 amino acids. Gene Ontology annotation, molecular function: protein binding; structural molecule activity.